AUGCGGCCAGUACGAUCCGGACGUGUUGACGAAUCCUCGUAUGAAAUCAAGAGGCGUAAUCCGCAAAAACCUUCUGGGGUCCGUAACUGUCCGGAACAUUUUUAUGUCACAAAGAAAACAUCUAUCCCCAUUACGAUGAAACGUGUAGAAGAAAUGUUAAACAACAAAGGGAAUGAGAUUUAUAUUCAUGGCCUUGGGGCUUCCUUAAAUCGGGCAAUGGUGCUAGCCAUUGAGGUUCAGAAGAUUUAUACCGAUGCAGUUUCUCUGAAUGUAACUACUUCCACCGUAAAUGUAACUGAUGACCUUUUUCCACUGAGCGACGAGUAUGAAAUGGGGAUUCGCAACAGGCCUUUAUCCGCAGUUCUAAUUCACGUUUGCCGAACUCAAGUUUAA
Necator americanus (New World hookworm) is the source of this 393-nucleotide messenger RNA. RefSeq lists its product as uncharacterized. Bases 1 to 393 code for a protein of 130 amino acids. The transcript is spliced from 4 exons. The record is from RefSeq and is a predicted model, not a curated record. Gene Ontology annotation, molecular function: nucleic acid binding. NCBI's taxonomy places the organism in Eukaryota, Metazoa, Nematoda, Chromadorea, Rhabditida, Ancylostomatidae. Gene Ontology annotation, cellular component: ribonuclease MRP complex; nucleolar ribonuclease P complex; nucleus. Gene Ontology annotation, biological process: tRNA 5'-leader removal.